AUGGUGGUGGGAAAUCGCACCUUCCUGACUGAAUUCAUCUUGGUGGGCAUCUCAGCAGACCCCCGGUGGCAGCCGAUUUUUUUUGGAAUAUUUCUGACACUCUAUUUGAUGACUUUGUCAGGGAAUAUGACCCUGGUUAUCUUAAUCCGGAUGGAUUCCCGCUUGCAUACACCGAUGUACUUUUUCAUUGGCAAUUUGUCUUUUUUGGAUUUCUGGUACACCUCUGUGUAUACCCCCAAAAUCCUGGCCAAUUGUAUCUCAGAAGACAAGCGCAUCUCCUUGGCUGGCUGCGGCGCCCAGCUGUUCUUCUCCUGUGUUGUAGCCUACACUGAGUGCUACCUCCUGGCAGCCAUGGCUUACGACCGCUAUGUGGCAAUUUGUAACCCACUGCUCUAUUCUGGUACCAUGUCCACUUCUCUCUGUACUGGGCUUGUUGCUGGCUCUUACAUCGGGGGGUUCAUGAAUGCCAUGGCCCACACUGCCAACACAUUCCGGCUGCGCUUCUGUGGUAAAAAUAUCAUCGACCACUUUUUCUGUGACGCCCCGCCGUUGGUAAAAAUGUCCUGCACAGACACCAGGGUCUAUGAGAAGGUCCUCCUUGGUGUGGUGGGCUUCACAGUCCUCUCCAGCAUCCUGGCCAUCCUCAUCUCCUACUUCAACAUCCUCGUGGCUAUCCUGAGGAUCCGCUCCGCGUCGGGAAGGCGCAAGGCUUUCUCCACCUGCGCGUCCCACCUCCUCUCCGUCAUGCUCUUCUAUGGCUCUCUGCUCUUCAUGUAUUCCAGGCCCAGUUCCACCUACUCCCUGGAGAAAGACAAGGUGGCUGCUUUGUUCUACACUGUCAUCAACCCCCUUCUCAACCCUCUCAUCUACAGCCUGAGAAACAAAGAUGUCAAAGAGGCCUUUAGGAAAGCAAUACAGACCAUACGUCCACAAACAUGA
This is a messenger RNA of Nycticebus coucang (slow loris), 939 nucleotides long. Its product is annotated as olfactory receptor 9G4. The coding region runs from base 1 to 939 and encodes 312 amino acids. The transcript has a single exon. Gene Ontology annotation, biological process: sensory perception of smell; G protein-coupled receptor signaling pathway. The record is from RefSeq and is a predicted model, not a curated record. Lineage: Eukaryota; Metazoa; Chordata; Mammalia; Primates; Lorisidae. Gene Ontology annotation, molecular function: G protein-coupled receptor activity; odorant binding; olfactory receptor activity. Gene Ontology annotation, cellular component: membrane.